This is a messenger RNA of Coprinopsis cinerea okayama7#130, 1320 nucleotides long. RefSeq lists its product as hypothetical. The transcript has 7 exons. Gene Ontology annotation, biological process: carbohydrate metabolic process. The record is from RefSeq and is a predicted model, not a curated record. Gene Ontology annotation, molecular function: cellulose binding. Gene Ontology annotation, cellular component: extracellular region. NCBI's taxonomy places the organism in Eukaryota, Fungi, Basidiomycota, Agaricomycetes, Agaricales, Psathyrellaceae. The coding region runs from base 1 to 1320 and encodes 439 amino acids.
AUGAAGUGGGCAGCAUUGUUGUCGUUGGCGUCUGCCGCGCCUCUGGCGCAUGCGCUCCUGCGAUUCGGAUGUAGUCAGUUGGUGACUGAACGGUUGGACCCGCUGGUUACUCCCGGACAGGUCUCCCCCCACGUCCACCAGAUUAUUGGUGGUAACGCGUUCAAUAUCACCAUGGACCACAACAACGACCUUGGUCGUCUCUCCACCUGUACCACCUGUAAAUUCAAGGAAAACAGGUCCAACUACUGGACUGCCGUGCUUUACUUCAAGGCCCGCAAUGGAUCGUUCAUUCGCGUUCCUCAAAUGCCCAACCAGUUCACUGGUAACUAUAACGGUGGUGUCACCGUCUACUACAUCCAACCCAUCGGUUCCAACCAACGGGUUACUGCCUUCCCCAAGGGCUUCCGUAUGAUCGUCGGUGACCCCAUGUCCCGUGCUAGGAGGACUUCGGGCACCAACGACAUCGACGCACGUGCUAUCACUUUCCGUUGCUUCGGCGCUAACUGGCAAAGUGACCCCGCCUACCCUCACCCCGGUACUGGUAACCGUGACACUGUUGCCCUCCCGUCCGGUCAAUGCGCUGGUGGUAUCCGAUCCAACAUCUUCUUCCCAUCGUGCUGGAAUGGGAGGGAUAUCGAUCCUCCGGACCACGCCUCCCACAUGGCAUUCCCCACUGGCAACAUCGGUCGUGACGGUCUCUUCUUCCAUGUUGGUUCUUGCCCCUCGUCUCACCCCACUCGCAUGCCACUCCUCUUCCUCGAAAUCGUCUGGGACACCCGUCAAUUCAAUUCCCAAUGGCCCACUGACGGUAGCCAGCCCUUCGUUCUCUCCAACGGUGACCCCACUGGCUACGGACAACACGCUGACUACGUCUUCGGCUGGCAAGAUGACGCUCUCCAGCGUGCUAUGGAUCAGUGUACUGACAUCGGUGGUCAACCCGAGAGCUGCCGUGCUUUGACCAGGAACUCUGAUGCCGAGAUGAACCAGUGCACUCUCCCCACCGUCACGGACCCGCUACAUAGAUUCUACCUCAACGAGCUCCCUGGCUGCAACCCCAUCCAGAACGGCCCCAACCCCGCUACUAUGGUCAGGGACUGCCGUGCCCUCUCGACCACUGGCGUUGGAGGCCCUGUCGUCACCAAUCCCCCGGUUGUCACCAACCCACCCGUCGUCCAACCUCCUCCCCCUGUCACCAACCCUGGUGCGCCUCUUCAAACCCGAUACGGCCAGUGCGGUGGUCAAGGGUGGACUGGACCUACCCAGUGCCAGCCCCCGUAUGCUUGCCAGGUUUCGAACCAGUGGUACUCUCAGUGCAUUUAA